AUGCCAGAGAUAUCCGGGUUCUGUAGGAGCAGCGUGGGGAAAGCACAGGCGGUCGGCGGUCGGCAGGCUCGGCCGGCUUCGACCACUCCACCGGCGAGGAUUGCCGUCAGACCACUUUUAUAUAAUGAACUCCUCGCUCACCGACCACUGCAACACUUUUACUACACUCUGACUUUGAGCAAUACUUCUCACAAGUUUUUCUCACUUCCCGGCGUGACGCGCGUGUUACUAGUGAGGUGUGCGGGGAGGGUAGCCAGCGAGGACGCGUCUACCACGUGCCUCGAGCGAACACGGACUGGACUGCACCGUUCACAGACCACGGCGGGCGGCGGGGCGGGACGGAGAGAGCGGGCUGCGGGAGCGGGCGGGGAGCGGCGCGGGCAGGCGGGAGGGGAAGGGGACCUGCCCCACAGCUUGCCCUAUAAACUUGCUUUUUACCCGCUCUCAUGUCCGUUCGUGUCAAUGAAAACAUUGAACGAGUCUCUCCUCAGAGGUCGUGGGCGAGCGUUGAAUGGAGGAGUAGCAAUAAUACGCACUGCAGCUCCAACACACGCUAGGCGAGGAGCGCCAGCAGGUGGGCGCGGGUAG
Danaus chrysippus (African queen) is the source of this 588-nucleotide messenger RNA. NCBI's taxonomy places the organism in Eukaryota, Metazoa, Arthropoda, Insecta, Lepidoptera, Nymphalidae. The record is from the annotation of a GenBank genome assembly.